Molecule: messenger RNA, 366 nt
Organism: Prorocentrum cordatum
Lineage: Eukaryota; Dinophyceae; Prorocentrales; Prorocentraceae
Source: the annotation of a GenBank genome assembly
AUGUUGCUGAGGAAGAAAUCCAGGUGGCGCGCGGAGUUGGAGGCUCCAGCACAUCAUGAAUCACGCAUUCAUGUGUUAAUUUCUCUAUGCACGUGUUGGCGGCCGUACUGGCUCCUCCAGGGCUCUCCGGAGGGACGCCACGUUGCCGAUACGUGCAAUAUGGGGGAGGAGGAGACGCCACUCAUCGCCUUUUGGCGAACGCCCCCCUCCGGCCUAGCAAGCGCGGACCCUUCUGCGGGCCAGGCGUGCUCCUCGGAGGGGGCGCCCGCGCGGGCAAGUUUUUGUAGCACUCCGCGCCAGGCUGCUGCUGCUGCUGCUGCUGCUGCUGCUGACCCGCACGCGCCUAGAUGGUACAUGGCGGAAUGA